AUGGACGACUCCGUCUUCGUGGAGGACGAUGAUGGCUCGGAUUUCGGUCCUUCAGUACCAAAGCCUCCCAAGAACAAGGCAAGCGAGAGCCUUGCUACCGUCGCCAAACGUGGGCCUAAACCAGAGACCAAACGAGUAGCCAAAGACAAGCCAGCGCCCAAGAAGACUACGCAGACAACUCUGAAGUCAAAGCCCAAGUCUAAGAAGCGACCAAAGUCAGACUCCGAAAACGAGGACGAAGACGAACCCUCUCUCAGCGACGCCUCGAUCUUAUCUACCACACCACCCAAGGCCAAAAAGGCUAGGAAAGCAGUCGAGCCCAAAAAAAUGGGGUCCAAACCUCUACAAGAGAUUGAGAAUGAGGCUAUCAAUGAGGCCAUUAACGCGUCUAUGGUCGAUGGAUCACCGGCAAAACCUAAGAAGGGCUCAAAAUCUACGGAUCAAUAUCAGAAGCUCACUCAACUUGAGCAUAUCAUCAAACGCCCUGACACAUACAUUGGGUCAGUCGAGAUGCAGGACCACAAAAUGUGGGUAUACAACAGUGAGCUUGAAUCUAUGGAAAUGCGCACGGUCAAUUUUGUUCCCGGACUGUACAAGAUAUUUGACGAAAUUCUUGUCAACGCGGCGGACAACAAACAACGAGACAAGAACAUGGACACAGUUAAGGUCACCAUCGACCGAGAGAGCGGCCAGAUCAGUAUCUACAACAAUGGGCGUGGGAUUCCAAUAGAAGUACAUGAGAAAGAAAAGAUCUUUAUCCCAGAGAUGAUCUUUGGACAUCUACUCACAUCCUCGAAUUACGACGAUGAGGAGCAGAAAGUCACAGGGGGUCGUAAUGGCUACGGAGCGAAGUUGUGCAAUAUCUUUAGUACCUCGUUCUCCAUCGAUACUGCAGACUCGAAAACGAAGAAAAAAUACAAGCAAACAUGGACUGCCAACAUGAGCAAGAUGGCCACUGCUUCAAUCACUCAGCAGAAAGGUGAUGACUACACAAAAAUCACGUUCACCCCCGACUACAGAAAAUUUAAGAUGCAGGGUAUUGACGACGAUUUUGAAGCCUUAGCCAAGCGGAGAGUAUAUGAUCUUGCUGGUACAGUCAAAGGGGUCAAAGUAUGGCUCAACGGGGAGCGCAUCAAGAUCAGCAAUUUCAAGAAGUACAUGGAAAUGUACACCAAAGCCAUCAAACGAGAGCGAGGCGAGGAGGCUAUAAAUGACACGUCGGAUAUCAUUACAGAUAGUCCAGAUGCACGUUGGGAGAUCGGUUUCGCUGUGUCCGAUGGUACUUUCCAACAAGUGUCCUUUGUGAAUUCCAUCGCAACCACAACCGGGGGUACUCACGUCAACUACAUUGCCGAUCAGGUAUCAAACAAGCUCCUAGAAGUGGUCAAGAAGCGCAAAAACAACAAGGUCGCUUCGCUUAAGACGAGCCAAAUACGAAAUCACAUCUUCAUAUUCGUAAAUUGCUUGAUCGUCAAUCCUGCCUUUACUUCACAGACCAAAGAGCAAUUGACGACGAAACAUAGUCAAUUUGGGAGUAAAUGCAACCUGAGUGAGGACUUCCUUAGAAAGAUUGCUAAAACAGAAGUGAUUGAGAACAUCCUACACUUUGCCGAACAAAAGGCAGAUCAAAUUCUCAAGAAGAGUGAUGGAAGUCGCAGAAGUCGUAUGGAUAAUCCAAAGUUGACAGAUGCUAACAGAGCUGGGACCAAAGACGGCCACAGUUGUACUCUGAUCUUGACUGAAGGAGACUCUGCCAAGGGUCUGGCCAUCGCUGGACGAUCAGUCGUGUCGCCUGAUCUGAUAGGCGUGUAUCCUCUAAGGGGUAAGUUGCUUAAUGUCAGAGAUGCCUCCAUCGAUCAAAUAUCGAAGAAUCAGGAAAUUCAAAACAUCAAAAAUUUCCUUGGACUCAAACACAAGCAGACCUAUACUGAUUGCAAAAGUAUGCGCUAUGGGCACCUCAUGAUCAUGACUGACCAGGAUCAUGACGGGAGUCACAUUAAAGGGCUUUUGAUAAACUUCUUCCAAGUACACUACCCUAGCUUGCUCAAAAUUCAAGGCUUCCUUGUCGAAUUCAUUACACCCAUUGUCAAAGUCUACAAAGGAGACCCAAAACAUCCCAAAGCGAUGCAGACGUUCUUCACAAUGCCCGAGUAUGAAGCAUUUAAGGAAGCACAUAAGGGCGAACGCAGUUGGGAACAUAAAUACUACAAGGGUUUGGGUACUAGUACCACCCUUGAAGCUCAAGUUUAUUUCCGCGAUCUCGACAAGCAUUUGAAGGAAUUUCGUACUAUGAGAGACAAUGAAGUGGAACUCAUAGAGUUAGCUUUUUCGAAGAAAAAGGCCGAUGAACGCAAAGAGUGGCUGCGCCAGUUCAAACAUGGCACUUAUCUUGAUCAUUCGGAACGUCUGGUUUCCUACACAGACUUCAUCAACAAGGAGCUCAUCUUAUUCAGUGUCGCAGACAACAUGCGAUCAAUUCCUUCAGUUGUUGAUGGACUCAAACCUGGACAGCGGAAAGUACUCUAUACUUGUUUCAGGCGGAAUUUGAAGAAGGACAUGAAGGUUGUCGAGCUUGCUGGUGCUGUGUCGGGUCUCACUGCGUAUCAGCACGGAGAUACUUCGCUACAAGGCACGAUAGUUGGCCUCGCCCAAAAUUUCGUUGGCUCUAACAACGUGAACUGCCUUGAGCCUAGCGGCAAUUUCGGCAGCCGUCUUCAAGGUGGCAGUGACUGUGCUAGCGCUCGGUAUAUUUACACACGUCUCUCGCCAUUUGCCAGGAAAAUUUUCCACCCAGCGGAUGAGCCAUUACUUACUUACAAUACUGACGAUGAGAAGACGAUUGAGCCAGAGGUAUAUGUGCCUGUGGUACCAAUGGUACUUCUAAAUGGAGCGGAUGGGAUUGGUACGGGAUGGAGCACCAGUAUACCAAACUAUAACCCUGAGGAUGUAGUGGAGAACCUGAUGUUGAUGAUGGAUGGAGAGCCAAUGAAACCAAUGACUCCAUGGUUCCGCGAUUUCAAGGGAGCAGUCACACAAAUUGCACCUGAUAGGUUCAAAUUUAGUGGUAUCAUCAAUCAGGCCAACGACAACGAGAUCGAGAUUACUGAGCUUCCCGUCCGAGUCUGGACUCAGGAUUUCAAGGAUAAAAUCGUAGACAUCAUUAAAGCCGAGAAGACACCAAGCUGGAUCAAAGAUUACGAUGAUUACAACACUCACAAGGAUGUCCAUUUUGUCAUCAAAAUGGAGGACAAGCAUAUAAAGAUUGCACUAGAGGAAGGCUUGGAGGAAAAGUUCAAGCUGACAAAGACUAUGGCUACUUCCAAUUUGGUGGCCUUCGAUGCCGAAGCGCGUAUCUCAAGAUAUGCUAACGUGGAGGAUAUCAUGAAGGAAUUCUUUGCAAUUCGUAUCAAGUUUUAUGAGAAAAGAAAGGCACACCAGCUCUCAGAGCUUCAUAAGGACCUUGAAAAAUUCUCUAAUCAGGCACGCUUUGUGCAGAUGAUUGUUGACGGAAAAUUGAUCGUCUCCAAAAAAAGGAAAGCUAUCCUGGUAGAGGAGCUCAAAGAGAAAGGCUUCAAACCAAUUCCAAAGGUCAUUACAGCUCAGAAGGAAACGGAUGUCGAACCUGCCGCAGACAACGAGGAAGAAGAGCAAGACACAGAAGUUGCUGCAUCAGCUUUCGACUAUCUUCUUGGAAUGCCUAUUUGGUCGCUUACAAAGGAGCGUGUUGAAAAGCUACUGAAACAAAUUGGAGAGGUUGAGGAAGCCAUCGACACCCUCAUCAAGCUUAGUAAGGAAGACCUGUGGAAGCGGGACCUCACGGAUUUCAUCGAAGAGUGGCGAUUCCAACUUGAAGAUGAUCGUAAGAGCCAAAGGAAGGUGGCUAACAUGGGGCGUCGCGCGUCUUCGAAGAUCAAAGUCGGAGCCGCUAUAGGUCGCAAGCGAAAGGUACAAGAUGGGGCAGACUCUGAUUUUGAUGACGCUCCCAAAGCGAAGAAAGCUGCUGUACCGAAGGUUCGGGGCGGUCUACUCGGAGACUACUUCGGAGCGACAGCGCCCUCGAAGCCUCCUUCACAAAAGACAAAGGGUCCUUCACAGGCAGCAAAGAACGCCCAGAAGCUGCUGGGAAUGUUAGACGACAACAAAUCCGCACCAAAGGCCACCGGGGAAGACAAGGAGGACAUUUGGAUGCAAGUCGAUGGGGCAGCACCAAAAGCUGCACAGUCUGCGAGAGUCAAAGCUCCUGCUCCAAUGAAGAAGGCCCUCCCAACGAAAGCGAUUCAUGCAGCAGAGGAUAAGAGUGCCGAGGAGGAUAUUGUGAGGCCAGCGAUUUCACGAAAGCCUCGGGCUGCAGCUGCGAAACCAGCCCAAUCUUACAAGCUUGAUGACUCGGAUUCGGAUGGCGAUGAUAUGCUCCUUGAUGUUGGUAACAUGGUCAAAGGCAUCCCCACAAACACCAAUGAGAGCAACAGUUCCCGUCCUCUCUUUGCCAAGUCUGCUUCUCGCCCAUCCAGCAGUCACGGUUUCUCCAAGCGACCCACAUCUGUACACAGACAAGCGGUCGAUCUUGAGAUAGACGACACUGACUACUCUAGGCUCGCACCACCAACGGCAAAGAAAGGUACAGCCAUAACAGCGCGGUCAAGUGCUCUGUCCGAAGACGAUGAAUCGCUUGAUGAUAUGCCAGUUGCAAAGGCUGCCAAUCUCAAGACAGCUCGGCCAAAAGCAGAGCCAAAGGCUAGAGCAGCUCCCGCAACCAAAAAGAAUGGUGCUGCGCCCGCUACAGCUCUUCCGAAGAAGGCAGCUUUGAGUCCAGCAGGCAAGGCAUAUGCUGCUAAGAAGGCCAAAGCAGAGGCAGCAGCCAAGAGUAAGAAGGACGAUUCUGAUAUUGAUGAUGCCGUCGACAGGAUUCUUGAUGAUGAAGAGGAAGACGACGCUCCAGCCGUUCGGCGACCGGCAAGACGGGCGGCAGCAGCAGCAGCUCCGAAGGCAAAGUGGGUCGUUAGUGAUGAGGAGGAGGAAGAUGAUGAAGAGAGCGACGACUUUGACGGAGGUGAUAGCGAUGACUGA
Molecule: messenger RNA, 5067 nt
Organism: Bacidia gigantensis
Lineage: Eukaryota; Fungi; Ascomycota; Lecanoromycetes; Lecanorales; Ramalinaceae
Gene: TOP2
Product: DNA topoisomerase 2
Exons: 5
Coding region: 1-5067 (1688 amino acids)
Biological process (GO): resolution of meiotic recombination intermediates; DNA topological change; sister chromatid segregation
Cellular component (GO): nucleus
Molecular function (GO): ATP binding; DNA binding; DNA topoisomerase type II (double strand cut, ATP-hydrolyzing) activity
Source: RefSeq, a predicted model, not a curated record